AUGAAAUCAACAAAUAUAAGCAUCAUGCUGCUUUGCUUAGCAUUGUGGACAGUUGCAAAGGGGCUUCCAGAGAAAAAAGCUCUUAAGUUUCUAGGAGAAAAUGCCAUGCGUGCUGAGCGUGGUAUGUAUACAGACAAAAUUGCAAAUAUUGAUGGAUUUUCCCCCGAUGAUAUACAGUCUGGAAAUAGGGAGUUUGAGAUCCUGCAAGAAAUACCUGAGCAUAUGGUGCUGAUUCUAUUGUGCAUGUGCUGCGGAAUUAUUGGAUACUGCAUUGGCCUAUACCUGGAUCGGGUGUUUAUGUAUGCAGAGUAUGUAAAAAGAAGAGUCAGCAGAUAUGCACAUAGAAUGUCCAGGAGCAGAACAUCCGGCGAGACCUCUUUAGAUUCUGUAUAA
Messenger RNA from Nematocida ausubeli, 393 nucleotides. RefSeq lists its product as uncharacterized. Bases 1 to 393 code for a protein of 130 amino acids. The transcript has a single exon. Lineage: Eukaryota; Fungi; Microsporidia. The record is from RefSeq and is a predicted model, not a curated record.